Molecule: messenger RNA, 3752 nt
Organism: Wasmannia auropunctata (little fire ant)
Lineage: Eukaryota; Metazoa; Arthropoda; Insecta; Hymenoptera; Formicidae
Gene: Mid1
Exons: 4
Coding region: 1-3234 (1077 amino acids)
Biological process (GO): calcium ion import across plasma membrane
Cellular component (GO): plasma membrane
Molecular function (GO): stretch-activated, monoatomic cation-selective, calcium channel activity
Source: RefSeq, a predicted model, not a curated record
AUGCGGCUCGACCCGUUCGGACUCACGGGACCACCUACGUCGAAAAAAUGGAGAGAGGAGGAGCAGGAGGAGGAGCAGGAGCAGCAGCUCUGGUUAUCGUCGUCGUCGUCGUUGUCGUCGGCCUCAUUCGUGGAGUGCGUACGGUCCGACCGCGCCGCGUGUCGUUCUUACGCGUCGUCCAGGUCGAAUCGCGAUUGCGUCGUCGACGACGGUGGCACGUCCGCCGCGCGGCACCAUCACGAGGCCCGAAACUUAUACCGAACCGGGCACGGACCCGAUGAGAAAGCCGGAACUGCCACUGCCUUUCGCAUCUCUCGCGAUUUCGCUUCGCGCGGCGCGGUGCGCGCGCGCACACGUGAUCGCCACGAGGAUCACGAGGAGGACGAUAACGAGGGGAGCGACGCGUUGCGCGCACGGACACGCGUUCUUCUUCGCGCCGUUCGUCCGUCGCCGCGACAACGACGGCGAGUCCCGCCGCGAUUCGCACGAAGAGCAAGAAGAAGGUCACGAAGAAGACGAGGGAGCGGAGCGAUCUCCGAGGACGGGCUCGACGUGGCCACCUCGGCCGUUUCUUUCGUCGACGUGCAUGCUUACACUGCCUAUAGCGAUGACAGAGACGACGAUGACGAUGGAGAAAACGACGGUGAUGACGACGAUGACAACGAGGGACGAGCGCGUUGCGAACGAAGGAGGAUCUACGGUGGGUCCGAGGAAGCCUACGAAUGCGAGCAUGACGGAAUUAGCGAUGACGACGCGCAUGCUAGUGCUACGGAUAAUCCGCGCGACGAAUGCGAGCAUGAAAACGCGAACGAGCACGCGUCUCGCGAGGACUACGCCUACACCGGGGAGGAUACGAGUAGUGGUGUAUCCAAGAGUGAUCAGUGGGCAUCGCAAUCUUCUUCGUUUGAUCGGAAGAAGGAUCGCGAACGCAUCGAUGGCUACGGUCGCGGGUACCCGACAGUGGACGAGAUGUUCGACGAGCGUGAACGAAGAGGAGGACGGUGUAGCGAGAGGAAACGUAGCCAUAACACUGCCUGGUUCCAAAAGCCAAUUACUAGGAGAAAAGGGAGAGGCGGAGGGGAAGAAGGAGGAGGAAGAACGGGGGACAAGCCGCGUGUACGCAGGAGCUACUACAGGCUGCUGCUGUUCGUGCUGUACCUCCUGGCGUGGCCCCUACUGUGCUCGGGCAGUCCCUCAGGUCACCUCGCCUCGACUUUCGCGCAGAACCCGACCCUCGCGCAUGCCAAGAAUCCCGCGCAACGGGGUAACACCACGCCGCCGGACACGUUGUUCUCGUCGCCGACGGUCAUCGAGAACCAAUACCAGCAUUCGCAACAAUACGUUCAGGGUAGCGAUUACAAUACCAAUAGCGAGCGUCCUCGUCAUCAACAGCAGCAGCAGCGGCACCCCUACAACGAAUACACCUGGGAGAUGAAUCAAAUGAAUCCCUGGCUGUCGGCCUGCGAUCUGGCGGGACCAGCGCCGACCGAUCUUCAGGGUAGCUGCGGAGCACCGCCGCCGGAGGUGCCCAAGCACUGCCCGAAGCCAUGCAAAAACGCUUCCAAGUGGAUCGAGGACGGAGGCGAGGGCGGCAGUCGACACGGUGGUAGCAUCGACGAAAAGAAGGGGGAGGAACAGUGCCUUUAUUAUCUCGAGGAAUCGCACAAGAAGAUCAUCUGUCAAAUGAGGAAUAAAAGUAAACUGCUGCGUCGGCUGCCUGAGCUGCGUCUACGGCACUGCUGUGAGCACUCGGUGUUCAACGCCCUGACGCCGGGCGAGGACGGUCCGCUCUACGACGUGCUAAACGGCGGCAAGAAGUGCGAUGAAGCCUUGAACAAGCUGUUGCUCGUUGAUGCCCUGGCUUCGAGGCUGCAUUGCGAAUUCGAGGAGGUACUGGCGCGCUACGAUUGCGCCCAGCCGUACUCCGUCAUCCACAACUGCACCCAUUGCAAGGAUGCGUAUAGGAAAUGGGUGUGCAGCUCCCUGGUGCCUUACUUUGCUCAUCGGAAUCUGACAGACGACGAAGUCAACAAAGAGAAAGACAAGAAAACCUUGGGAAGCAAAUGGAUCAGAUUAAGGCCCUGCCGAUCCUUUUGCCAGACCGUGGAGCAACGUUGCCCCUACUUCCUUCCGGGCGAUCGUGCCCCCGCAUACCCCACACAGUACGCCGGCGAGCCCACUUUUCUUUGCAGAGAUCCGAACAUCCCCGAGACCGGCGAGCAGGCCACGAGGGCGUUGCACGGCAUCAGUGACGACGAGUGCUGCUUUCAAGAGUGCCCCAAGAAUACCUCGAAUCUCUGCACCACAUGCAACCCAUGGAAACAGGGCCAGGUCCAGGAACUUAUUCCCGCGACGGCGCCCGUGUGCGAGCCCCCAGUGCAUCCUCCAUCUGGUUCUACAGGUCCGGGCUCGCGGGCGGGCGAACCGGAAACGUCGACGGACCGCAAGCCCACCGACGGCGGCGACGACGGGGACACCAGCAUCGCUCCUUCCAGCACCACGACACCUCCGACCACCACCCAAAAGGACACGGCGUUCUGCGGCAGCGGCCGCAUCGGCUCGAUAUCGAGCGCGUCCUCGCCCGGCCGACCGAGCCCGCCGAUUGUCCUUCAGCUCUUCUGGCUCUGUUCGAUCCUGAUCGCCCUCCCCGCGAACGCGCUGCAUUACAACGCCGUGUCCUGGAGUACCUGCGGAUCCCUCCGGCUGUUCGGUUCCGGCCUGCUCCUUUCGAGCGCGCACGUCCUCAGGAGGGUCUUCAACGAUCUUCUCAUUUCCUUCGGUUCGACCGGGAUCUGUCGGCGCGCUGCUGUGCGUUGCCUCCUGUUCGUACGCGGGAUGCCCGGACGGGCGAUGAUGAAGUGCCGCCGUCGCGGAUGGUGGUGGUGGAGGUCUUGGAGGCGGUCCAGCAGCCGGCACUUCCGCUGGAAAUUCCUCCGUCGUUCCGGCGUCGCGUCCGUCUUGCGCGACGUAUCGAUCGCCGUCCUCGAGCUGUUCCUCAAGUUCGCGGCGAGGUGUCGGUGCCGCGACUGGUGGUGGUUGUGGCGUCGGUGGCGGAGGUGCGGAUCGACCGGAGGCGGCCGGUGCACGAAGCUCGUCCCACGGCGGAGACGUCCGGUGAUUCACUGCAGAGAGGCGCAUCGACGGCGCGGGAGAAGAGGCGAUCUCACAGGGAGACUUCUCAGGAUAGACGUCGCAAGCUCGGCCAAAUCGAUAUCCAGGAAGGACCCGCCAUAGGGUGGCCGGCCUCGCUUUCCUGGAUACGCAGGAUCGGUACGGGUCUUUUUCUUCUGUCGCGGAAUAUAAUCCGCGAGAGCUUGUCUCUCCACGGUGAGCCGGAGUAGCUCAGAGAAAGCGCGCGGACUCGAUCGAAGCGAAACUCGAUCGGGGAAACGGAUCGACGUUAGCGAGAAACGUCGGGGCGUAAUACGAGGAAGUAUACGAAGGAUCGGGGGACGUGUCCCCGGGAUACUUGCACGGGUAGAAAGAACACCAGCAACUGCGAGGAGGAGUAGUAAGGCGGGAGUAGCAGAGGAGUGCGAAAGGAUUCAAGGAUCACAAGUGGAGGAGGCGCGGGGCCGGUCUCGUCGACGACUUCGGUUCCACAGACUAGAGCAAAAGAGGGAGGAAAGGGAGAACCACAAAAAACAACUUCAUCAACCACAAAAAAAAAACAACAAGAACAACCGAGAACGAAGGAAACGUAAUGUUUAGAGCUAAUAAUAAUGAUAAUAAUACAACAAUAAUGAAUAAAA